AAAAAAAUAUAUUUUUUUUCGGGCUAGAUUUCCCUAAAAAUGCCUUAAUAAGUUAUGCGCCAAAGCUGGCGCACGUAAUACAGCCGGCGCAUCUCCCUUGAAUCAUACGCGCCAAGGCCUUAAAACAUAACACGCGCGGGCCGCCCCGGUCGGGCUGGUCAGUGAGGCAUAUACCCUGAGUGAGGCAGUUUUGCAGCUAGGCGUCCUCUUAAUUUUUGUUUUACAAAAGCCAUGGCAUCUGUAUUUGGAGUCUGUUCGUAUUUUCAAGACGAUAACAAGCUUAUCCGGAGAGGAGAGCUUGCAUUAAAAGCUUCUCAUUUGCUUACCUUUGACUAUGAUCCAGACAUUGGUUCGUGUAGAGCCAAGGUUCAAGCUAGCAUGAAGAAGAAAGCGUACACAGUGGAGAUUACCGUAGACAAGGAAGGUAAUAUUCUGGAAACAUUAUGUGAGUGCCCACGAGGCCAGUCAAAGUGCCACCACAUGGCGACUGUUGCACUGUUUUCUUCUCAGAACAGCUCAUCUACCAGCAAGCCUUGCACUUGGAGCCAGCCAAAAACAGCAAAGGAGCCAGCAUCGUCAGUGCCAGCAGAUGCCUUCUUGCCGCUAGGGAGCAUAGCGGAGAUGGACAUCGCAUGGAUGAAGGAAGAGCUGCAGCGCUUAGAGCCAUGCCAUCUGAGCUGGAUCUCAAAGCCAUGUGAAGAUCAAGACCCACAUAUCAGAUAUCUGGACGUUUCAGAGUGUUGUGCUACGGUUGGCUACAACAGUCUUGGUGCUGAAGAAAUCGCCGUCAUAGAGCGCGCAACGAAGGGCCAGCGCACCAACCCCAACUGGAGUCGCGCCCGAAAAGGGCGGCUCACGGCGAGCAACUUCGGAGCGGUGUUAAAAGUGAGAGGACGAAAGCCUUCGGCGUCCCUGCUUAAAACGCUGACCGCGGGGAAUUUCCUAGGGAGGGUUGCUGCUAUUCAGUGGGGCGUGACCCACGAGAAAGACGCGAUCGAACUAUUUGAGAAACACUUUGAUGUGAAGGUAGACCAGUCGGGAAUAUGGCUACAUGAAUCGGGGGUGCUCGGAGCAUCACCAGAUGGUAUGAUCGGUGCUUCCGAGAUCAUCGAAGUGAAAUGUCCCUUUUCUGCACGGGGUGGCCUCUUCAAAAAGAUCGAUGAGGGGAGUUUCUACAUAAAACGCAGUACUGAGGCAGUGGAUGAAAACCAAGAAUACUACCUGGAUGCUACGUGUGACCCUGGCUCCGCAUACUACCACCAGGUGCAGGGGAAUCUAUGCCUGACUGGUCGGGAUGUGUGCCAUCUGGUAGUGUGGGCGCCGGGCGAAAUGGUUGUGGUCACCGUUCGUAAAGAUCCGGCUUGGGCGCAAAACCUCGACACGCUCAUUGCAUUCUUUGAUGAGCAUAUGCGCCCUGAUAGGACCGUGACCAGGGCGAACAGUCCGCUACUGUUAUGUGUUUUACGUGAGGGUGAACCUAGCGAGGAGUAGAACGCAGAAGGCGCUGUGAGGCGCCUUUCCUUUCUCGCAGCUUCCACAUUGUUAGCUCCCUCGACUGGUGCUCAGGGAUUCGGUUGUGAUGUAACUGACAUAUGGCUGUGGAGCAAUACAUAUA
Messenger RNA from Amphibalanus amphitrite, 1615 nucleotides. RefSeq lists its product as uncharacterized. Lineage: Eukaryota; Metazoa; Arthropoda; Thecostraca; Balanomorpha; Balanidae. The transcript has 4 exons. The record is from RefSeq and is a predicted model, not a curated record. Bases 232 to 1491 code for a protein of 419 amino acids. Gene Ontology annotation, molecular function: zinc ion binding.